Oryzias melastigma (Indian medaka) is the source of this 4422-nucleotide messenger RNA. It is a transcript of the gene nfrkb, whose product is annotated as nuclear factor related to kappaB binding protein. Gene Ontology annotation, cellular component: Ino80 complex. The transcript is spliced from 26 exons. The coding region runs from base 165 to 3989 and encodes 1274 amino acids. The record is from RefSeq and is a predicted model, not a curated record. Gene Ontology annotation, molecular function: protease binding. Lineage: Eukaryota; Metazoa; Chordata; Actinopteri; Beloniformes; Adrianichthyidae.
CGUUCUUCAGCGCUGUCCCGUCUGCUGCCUGUAGGGGGCAGACUCGCUAUCAACGUCUGCCGAUCUAUUUGCAGUAGAAGAAGAAAUGUGUGCGUCGCCAAAAAAGUUCCUCCUGGUUAAAAAGAUAUUGGUGAACAACUGCAAGGUUGGCUUAAGGUAGAAGAAUGGAUUCACUUUCUCACAUGAUUACUGAUCGCCUUGAUCCAAAAGAGGAGAAUGGUGGGGUGAUCACAGAGGAAUGCAUGCUUGGAGACUGCAGGGUGAGCCUUCCAGAGGAUCUCCUUGAAGAUCCUGAUAUUUUCUUCUCUGUGUUGAGUGAAAACACGUGGAAUGAAGUGCUCUCCGAUUCUCAGAGACAACACCUGCGACACUUUUUGCCACAGUUCCCUGACAAUAACCUUGAAGAGCAGAACGACACCAUCGCUAACUUGUUCAACAACAGAAAUUUUCUCUUUGGAAACCCUCUGCACCUUGCACAAAAGCUGUUCAGAGAUGGUUACUUCAAUCCUGAGGUGGUGAAGUACAGACAAUUAUGUGCCAAGUCUCAGAGGAAGCGUCAUCUGCACGCCCUUCAGCAGUAUUACCACAAGCUGUUGAAGCAAAUUCUAGUCUCCAGAAAGGAGCUGCUGGAUUUUGCUGUUCAGAACGGUUUGGACUUUCCACCAAAAAGAAGGCUGCCAAACAAGACUCAAGCUGAAAUGAGAGAGACGAGAGUGAGAAGACGAUGGAGCCGCAUACUUAAAGAGGUCAAAACGGAGUGUGAAGACGCCAUUGCUUCCUCUGAUGAUGAAGAAACGGCGAUAUGGACUCAGGCGCCUCAGUCGCCGUCCUCUCCGACUCCCACCGUCUCUCUCAGAGUUCUUCCCACCCUCUCCACCCAAGACAUGAAGACCUCCGAAAAAGUAGAACUAAGCGAGCUGGACUUGAAAGUCAUGUUGCAAAACCAUUGUGAGAAAAGAAAGCGCCAGCCUGACCACCCUGACCUGAUUACCUCUGAUAUCCAGCUGAGAGACAUCCUGUCCAGAUCCAAUAUUGGUCGAAAAGGGACCAUGCCUCUCUUCGAUCUGUCUUUGCCUAAAAAGAAGAUGAGGGAUGAGAGGAGGAGGAAAAAGUUGAGAACGAUAAAAACGGAGACUGAAGAUCCCUGUGAAACGCUCCCCCUUUCAGAAGCCCCUGCAGCCCCGUCGGCGCACAUCAGCAGCUCUCUGCCAGAACCCCCCUGCACUCUGCAGACCAUCAUCAAGGAGGAAGUCGUGGAGGAAUCCCAGAGCAGCCCAGGAGCUCUGGAGGAAAUAGCAGCCAGUUUCUUCAGCUUGUUGGAAAGCAUCUUCCGGACCGAGGGUCUUGCUAGCACUUUAAUGUUGGAGGAGAAAGUUCAGAUGUGGCAGAUGUCUCCAGCCAGCUCCCUCAAUCCCUGGUUUUCAUCUGCUUCCUGCUGGUCUGAUCUAGUUCUUCAAGCUCUACAGUUUCUAGCAGGAGAGACUAAAGACGGCAUGAUGGCGCUCCCAAGUGGCUUCUCUCCAUUUGUGGAGUUUGUCGAUGAAUCUCAGCAGUGGAGAUGGAUCGGUGCCACUCAGGAUACAGAGAAGGACCUCGGUGCGCUCUGUCAGUUGUGGCUGGACUCUAAAGAUUUUGUUGUCAAAACAGAAAGUGAGGACAUAUCAGAACUGAUGUCCCCAAUACCAAAACUAUCUACUGAUUACGUGGUGAGGCCGAGCACCGGCGAUGAGAGACAGGUGUUUCAAGUUCAGGAGCAGCACCGAUACAACGAGCCGCACAAAGCGUUCACCUUCAGGAUGCACGGCUUCGAAUCGGUAGUGGGUCCCGUUAAAGGGGUGUUCGAUAAGGAGAUGUCUCUCAACAAAGCCAGAGAGCACACACUGCUGCGCUCAGACCGCCCCCCAUACGUCACCAUUCUCUCUCUGGUGCGGGACGCAGCAGCCAGGCUGCCCAAUGGAGAAGGAACAAGGGCGGAGAUCUGCGAGCUGCUGAAGGACUCCCAGUUUCUUGCUCCAGAUGUCACAAGUGCACAGGUGAACACAGUCGUGAGUGGAGCGCUGGAUCGACUUCACUAUGAGAAAGACCCCUGUGUGAAGUACGACAUUGGCCGCAAACUGUGGAUUUAUCUGCAUCGCCAUCGCAGUCAGGAGGAGUUUGAGAGAAUCCAUCAGGCUCAAGCUGCAGCUGCAAAAGCAAGAAAAGCUCUGCAACAGAAGCCUAAACCAGCCUCAAAGCCUAAGUCUGGAAGCAAAGAUGGAGGUGGAAAAACGCCAGGAAGUGUGGAGGCGGGACAGGAUGUGAGCUCCAACCCCAUGUCUCCGAUCUCUACAACUCUCACCCCGAACACACCUGGUACACCCAAGUCCCCGCUACCCUGCACAGCCACCACCCCCACGAAGACCGGAGUCCCGGAUGCAGUCAAAACCAGCCCGGGAGUUCUUCUUGUGUCCCCCCCGUCCCUGCCUCAGCUCGGAACCAUCUUACCCACAAGUCAGGCUUGUCCUCCAGUCUCCCAGCCAGUUCCGUCCCAGCACACGGCUCGGAUCGUGAGCCACCUGGCUGCCAGCUCCCUCCCUCAGGUGCGGGUCGUUUCCACUCAGCCUGCUCUGGCGCCUUCGGCUGCAAGCCAGCAGGCCACUCUGGUGCACCAGACCCCACACCAGAUCCGGAUGCCUGUGUCUGUGGCGGCCAAGGGCAUCUCACAGGCGGUGGUUUCUGUGCCUUUACGAACUCAGUCCGGUACCAGUCCAGUGCAGGUUCCAACUACUUUGUCCAUGUCAGCUGUAACCGUAACCAAACCUCAAACCGGGUCUCCUGGCAGCCCGGCUAACAAACCAACAUCUCCAGCAGUUCUGCAGGGAGUCACCGGCUCCAACAUCAAACAGGUUUCCAUCACCGGACAGCUGGGGAUGAAAACCCCGGGCAGCGCUGGAAUUCCAAUAACCGCUACAAACCUGCGCAUUCAGGGCAAAGACGUCCUGCGUCUGCCGCCCUCCUCCAUCACCACGGACGCCAAAGGACAGACAGUGCUUCGCAUCACCCCGGACAUGAUGGCCACUCUCGCCAAAUCCCCGGUCGCCACCGUCAAACUCACCUCCGACUUUCUGGGCUCUGCCACCGCGGGCAGCAAGAGUAUAUCAGCCACUCUCCACGUGACGCCUCCGCACCUUUCACCGUCCUCUGCCUCAAGCGCUUCGCCCUGCAUGGGGGAAGUGCAGACCACUAAAGCCAGCCCCGUUUCCUCCACCAUGCUGAAGGCGGCAGGAGACGCGGCCAUUCGCCUGAUGCCCACGUUAGCCGUCAACGUGGCCGACCAGAAGUCUCGAACUUUCUCGCCGGACAAGAGCGCCACUAUCCGGAUCAUGCCGGGCCUCGGGGUCAUACCACAGAAGCAGGGCCAGACCAUCACGAUGACCACCUCCACCGGCAGCAAACCUCUGCCGGUGCCCACCUGUGCUACUGUGGUCACCAUGGCAGCCAGCGUGGCCACCGCCACGAAGAGCAUCACCGUGGCUCCUGGAGUAUCCGGCGCCCCGCUGACGCUGGCUACAGCAACUGCAGCGGUGCGGCAGGUUCCUGCAACAGUCGUCUCAACACAAGCGGGAAAGUUACCAGCACGAAUCACCGUUCCCCUCUCUGUCCUCAACCAACCACUGAAGACGAAGAGCGUCGUAACGGCACCAAUCGUGAAAGGAAGCAUUAAUACCAACAGUAUCAGUAGCUUGGGCAGGAACAUCAUCCUGACCACCAUGCCUGCAGGCACCAAGCUCAUAGCCGGAAACAAACCGGUCAGUUUUGUCACAGCGCAACAGUUCCAGCAGCUUCAGCAGCAAGGACAGGCCACACAGGUUCGGAUUCAAACCGUCCCGACUCAGCAGCUCCAGCAGCACAUGGCCACCGGAUCCCCCAAAUCUCUCUCCACAGUGGUGGUCACGACUGCCCCUUCCCACAAACCCGCUCCUGAUCCCCCACCUGCCCCCCAGAACUGAUGUCCGUUCAUUACGCAGCUUUUAGAGUUCUUAGUUUAGCUGUAGUGUUUUUGACUAAAACUGGAGUUUAAAGUUAUUUUCAUGGAAGAUGCUGACAUUUCCUGCAGCAAAGUCGUUUUCAGGAUGUUCCGUCAGUCUGAGGUUCACAAAGAAUCAGAAAUUGUUCGUUAUGAAACUCUUGAGUUUCACUUUAAAUGUAAUUAUUAACUGGAACGUUGUAAAUAUUAAACAGUUAAAUCAGCCUUUAAUAUAACAAUAGGACUUUGUUGUCUUGUAUGUUGGUGUUUAAAGAACAUAAAAUGUGCAAUAAUAUGGUUUAUUUCUUUUAAUGGUGUGACCAAUGUGUUCCAUUUAAAGUGUUUGUUCUCGUUUCCCUCUGAAUUCAUGUUUUUCUUUCAACAUUUGAAAAAUGGCAAAUAUACAUUUAAAGUGG